UCUCCCAUUUAACUCAGCUCCACGGGGCACAUGGCAUCUCCCUCUGCUCAUCACAAUGUCUGGAUCAAACAAAUGAAAAACAAAAACACGAUGGCCUCUCCCAGCAAAAGCUCCAGGGUUGGAAAGAGUCCCCUGGCAGGGAAUUGGCACCCCGUCGUGCCCAUCCUCUCUCUCUGACUGCCUGCUGGAAAUGCCCCCAUCUCCCUUUGAGUCCUCCUCCCAGGCGACCCCUGUGACCUGUAACCUCUGUCCUGAAAUCAUCACAAUGGCCAGGGUGGCCUCAGCUCAGGGCCUCUGUGACAUCACCAAGGACCUGGCACCAGAUGCCCAGUCUCCCAGUUGCGAGGGCAAGCAAACCCAUCAUGAGCAACUCCCUUCCCCAUCCCUGCUCACCAUGUGGAUGCUGAAAUCGUCCCUGGUCCUGCUUCUGUGCCUCACCUGCAGCUAUGCCUUUAUGUUCUCUUCUCUGAGACAGAAAACUAGCGAACUCCAGGGGAAGGUGCCGUGUGGAGAGCACUUUCGGAUUCGGCAGAAUCUACCAGAGCACACCCGAGGCUGGCUUGGGAGCAAAUGGCUCUGGCUUUUGUUUGUUGUUGUGCUGUUUGUGAUACUGAAGUGUCAAAGAGACAGUGAGAAGAAUAAGGAGCAGAGUCCUUCUGGCCUUCGAGGCUUCCCAUUUCGCACUCCACUAAAGAAAAAUCAAAAUGCUUAUCUUUACAAAGACUGUGUAUUCAAUACCUUAAAUGAACUUGAGGUGGAGCUUUUGAAAUCUGUGUCCAAAGUGCGGAAUCUUAAAGGUGCCAUGGCAACAGGCAGUGGCAGUAACCUCAGGCUUCGAAGGUCAGAGAUGCCUGCAGAUCCAUACCAUGUCACGAUCUAUGAAAUGCGGGGAGAAGAAAGCUGUAGCUGAAUGGAUUUGUGUGUCAGGAGAGAAAAAAAUUGAGUGUUGACAAACUGUAUGCAAACUAAUAAAACUAUUCUGAAGAAAAGAACUUCCACGUUUG
Molecule: messenger RNA, 1004 nt
Organism: Pongo pygmaeus (Bornean orangutan)
Lineage: Eukaryota; Metazoa; Chordata; Mammalia; Primates; Hominidae
Gene: FAM209B
Product: family with sequence similarity 209 member B
Exons: 2
Coding region: 191-910 (239 amino acids)
Source: RefSeq, a predicted model, not a curated record